Apis dorsata (giant honeybee) is the source of this 683-nucleotide messenger RNA. RefSeq lists its product as uncharacterized. The transcript is spliced from 3 exons. Lineage: Eukaryota; Metazoa; Arthropoda; Insecta; Hymenoptera; Apidae. The record is from RefSeq and is a predicted model, not a curated record. Bases 1 to 636 code for a protein of 211 amino acids.
AUGGUCAUUCGUUCGGCCGUUCAGUCCGCGUCGAACAUGCUUCAACGUACGUUCCUCGUUGUCGUCCCGUUGACGUUGUGCGCCCUGCUGGCCGCGUGCCGUUGCACGCUUCUCCAUCGAAGCGAUCGCGAUACAGUGCCGAUCGAUUGCAGCCGCGGAGAGAAUUCCAUCGAAUGCGUGACGAGGCGGAGGAUGGAAGGGAUGGAGGAAGGGAAGAAGGAUCGGUCGGUGACCAGGGAAUCUAGGAUCUUUGGAGGGGAAGAAGUUAAAAGUGAAGAUGGCGCGAUUGAACAGGUCGCUGGACGAAGAAAGAAGAACAAGGGAUAUGGACAGAUGUUGCUUUAUCUUCUAGGCGCGUCGAAAAUGACUAUGCUUUACGUAAUAACGAACGUGGUUGCUGCAAUUGCUGGAAAGGCUCUGAUAGUCGCCAAAGUUGCCCUAGCAAUUGCGACCGCGAUCGCAUUGAAGAGAAUUCUUGAGCACAAGGAGAAAAUUUCGUACGAGAUAAUUAAAUAUCCGUAUCACAGCUAUGAGAAUACGCACAGUACAAGUUUCGAUUAUGAUCAUGGUGGAUCGUGGGAACGUAAUUUUGGAUAUCAGAGGCAAAAAGUUAAAAAUAGAAAAUUAGUCCGUUGAGCCACGAAGAGAGUACAAAUAAAUGUUUAAUAUCAAUUUUAUAAUAU